GGUGGUCCAUUCUACGACCUGUUGCACAACCUGCUGGGAGCCUAUGCAUGCUACAGACCAGACGUGGGAUAUGUCCAGGGAAUGUCUUUCAUCGCAGCAAUUUUACUUCUCAAUAUGGAUGUAGCAGACGCAUUUGUUUGCUUUGCCAACUUGCUCAACCGUCCAUGUCAGUUAGCAUUUUUCCGCAUGGAUGAGAAUCUGAUGACGGCUUACUAUCGAACAUUUGAAGAGUUUUUGAAAGAUUGUCUGCCCAAGCUGCACAUGCACUUCAGCUCGCUGUCUGUAACAGCAAACCUCUACCUCAUGGAGUGGGUGUUCCUGAUCUACAGCAAGUCCCUGCCGCUAGAUGUUGCCUGCAGGGUAUGGGAUGUCUACUUCAGGGACGGGGAGGAGUUUUUGUUCCGCACAGCUCUUGCCAUUCUCAAGAUACAUGAGAGCAUCCUGCUGAAGAUGGAUUUCAUCCAUGCAGCACAGUUCCUGACCAAGCUGCCUGAGGAGGUCAGUGCUGACCAGCUGUUCAAGGAAAUAGAGACCAUCAAGAUGAACAUUGACAAACGUGGCUUUCACACAGUACACAGCUCCUUCAAGGAUGUGCCAUCAGGCAACUCUUAG
Messenger RNA from Candidula unifasciata, 612 nucleotides. Lineage: Eukaryota; Metazoa; Mollusca; Gastropoda; Stylommatophora; Geomitridae. The record is from the annotation of a GenBank genome assembly.